AACUGCCCGUUGCUGACCACUUUCAGUAUCUCCCUCUCUCUUCUCUCUGCUCAAGAUGCCCUUUCGUUGCUCUGUAUCCAUCUCUCUGACCAGCCCUUUUGUUCUAAAACUUUCACUCACAUCUUUUUGUCUUAUCAUCUCUUCUCCAUCCCUAACUUAAAGAGCUCAAAUUCACUUCUACUGAACUGGGGCUUUCAUCCAAGUUAUUACUUGGAUCUUUCCUUAAAAAGUCCCACCUUUGUGUUCUGUUUCGAGGCAAAAAGGAUCAAACUUUAUAGUCCGAGAGAACUGGGUCUCUGACUUUCUGUAAAUUCAAUCUUCUGGGUCUGAUCGAGGUUGGUGUUGUUGUCUGGAUGUGAUCAGAGAGGGAUAGAGAAUUUGAUUAGGAGAUGAUGGGUACAGGGCAAGACUCUGUUAAAGUGAUGGCUGUGGUGGAUAAACCUGAAAAGGAGAAGGUGUUGAGUAAAAAAAAGAAUGGGUUUUGGUUCAGAUUCAAGCUCAUGUUUAGCUGCAUCUCUUCUAGAUCAAAAGUUGAUAGUUCCACACUUGUUGAGCCUAAGACUGUUACUGAGAAGCGUGAAGGUGAUCCACCUAGCUGUAACGGUUCCACAACACCACUAAUCAGUGGGGAACUCAAGUAUUCAUCCAAGCUGAGGAUCUUCAUGUUCAACGACCUCAAGCUAGCCACUAGGAACUUCAGACCAGAGUCACUUCUCGGUGAAGGUGGGUUCGGAUGUGUUUUCAAAGGAUGGAUUGAGGAAAACGGAACCGCGCCUGUCAAGCCUGGAACUGGUCUAACCGUAGCAGUCAAAACGCUGAACCCGGAUGGCCUUCAAGGCCACAAGGAGUGGCUGGCUGAGAUUAACUUUCUUGGAAACCUUGUUCACCCAAGCUUGGUUAAACUGGUGGGAUAUUGCAUGGAAGAUGAUCAAAGGCUGCUUGUUUACGAGUUUAUGCCUAGAGGGAGUUUGGAGAAUCAUCUUUUCAGGAGGACAUUACCUCUCCCUUGGUCUGUGAGAAUGAAAAUCGCGGUUGGUGCAGCUAAAGGUCUUGCGUUUCUUCAUGAGGAAGCUGAGAAGCCUGUCAUUUACCGCGAUUUCAAAACAUCUAACAUCUUACUAGAUGCGGAAUAUAACGCAAAGCUCUCUGAUUUUGGGCUUGCAAAAGAUGCACCAGACGAGAAAAAAUCACAUGUAUCAACCAGAGUCAUGGGAACAUAUGGUUAUGCAGCUCCUGAGUAUGUAAUGACUGGACAUUUGUCGACAAAGAGUGAUGUAUACAGCUUUGGAGUAGUGUUACUUGAGAUACUAACUGGACGAAGAGCAGUGGAUAAAACCCGUCCCAACGGUGAACAAAACUUGGUCGAAUGUGCGAGACCUCAUCUUUUAGACAAGAAGAGGUUCUACAGACUGUUAGAUCCUCGCUUAGAAGGUCACUACUCGAUCAAAGGUGCUCAGAAGGCCACACAAGUAGCUGCGCAGUGUCUGAACCGAGACUGCAAAGCUAGACCAAAGAUGAGUGAAGUGGUGGAAGCAUUAAAGCCGUUACCAAGUCUUAAAGACUUUGCUAGCUCCUCUUCUUCUUUUCAAACUAUGCAGCCGGUUGGGAAGAACGGUGUAAGAACACAAGGAGGUGGAGGGUUUGUGUCGAGGAAUGGAGUGCCUUUGAGGAGUUUGUCUAGCUUGAACUUGCCUCAAGGUUCUUCGCCUUAUCGGUAUGCUCGUGGAUCACCAAAGCCUAAAGGAUAAUAAGAGACAUGACUCAGAGUAUAGGAGUUAGUUCUUAUUCAUGUCUGACCGGUUGGAUCUUCCAGCUUCCUGCUGCAAAAGAGAUGGUUCUGUGGAAAGUGAAGCCUUGGGAAGUUUUGGAAUGUUGGGAUCCUUGUUUUUGUUCCUUUGAGUUGGUGGGAACUCAAGAAGAUAUCUUUGGUCUUGAAGGUCUAAAGAUUUUGAUAUGUGACUUUGUAUUGUGUAGAAAUGUAAAGGUCAAGAGUGUAAAGUGAACCUGUUGUUUGUAAAAGCUUUAUGUAAUGUGAAAAUUUUCUUUAACUUGGUUAAAAUAUAAAAAUCCAUUUAUAGAUU
Molecule: messenger RNA, 2081 nt
Organism: Brassica napus (rape)
Lineage: Eukaryota; Viridiplantae; Streptophyta; Magnoliopsida; Brassicales; Brassicaceae
Product: serine/threonine-protein kinase PBL36-like
Exons: 6
Coding region: 390-1748 (452 amino acids)
Biological process (GO): protein phosphorylation
Molecular function (GO): protein kinase activity; ATP binding
Source: RefSeq, a predicted model, not a curated record